Molecule: messenger RNA, 4105 nt
Organism: Acipenser ruthenus (sterlet)
Lineage: Eukaryota; Metazoa; Chordata; Actinopteri; Acipenseriformes; Acipenseridae
Product: glucosidase 2 subunit beta
Exons: 17
Coding region: 111-1742 (543 amino acids)
Biological process (GO): N-glycan processing; liver development
Cellular component (GO): glucosidase II complex
Molecular function (GO): calcium ion binding; protein binding
Source: RefSeq, a predicted model, not a curated record
GGCUGAUAACGCAAUAAUGCGAACUACAACUCCCAUGAUGCCACACCAAACCUCCAUUGCGUCCACCUUGUGUUUCCACCAAUAAGCUUCUUCCAGCCCAGCCUGAAUGUAUGACGUUAUAUCCUGGAGUGCAGUCGUCAGCUGAGAAAGGUGCUGAUAAGACUUGGAAGAUGGCCGGUGUUUACCUUACGCUCUCGCUGUUCCUGAGCUGUUCAUUGGCUGUUGCCGUGGAGAUCCAGAGACCCAGGGGGGUCUCGCUGUCCAAUCGGCACUUCUAUGAGCAAUCGAAGCCUUUUACCUGCCUCGACGGAUCUCGGACCAUUCCCUUUGACCGGGUCAAUGAUGAUUACUGUGACUGCAAAGACAGCUCGGACGAGCCAGGAACCUCUGCCUGCCCCCGAGGCAACUUCCACUGCACCAACGCGGGGCACAGACCACAGUACAUCCCCUCCUCCCGCGUCAACGACGGCAUCUGCGAUUGCUGUGAUGCCACAGAUGAGUACAACAGUGGUUCUGUGUGUGAGAACACUUGCAAGGAGCUGGGGAGGAAGGAGAAGGAGAUCCUGCAGCAGCAGGCCGCGGUCGCUCAGCAGGGCUUCCUGGUGAAACAGCAGCUCAUCGACGAGGCCAAGAAGGGACAGGAGGAGAAGAGGAGGAAGCUGGCGGAGCUGCAGGAGAGCAAGGACGGCAAGGAGGACGAGCUGGAGGCGCUGAGGACAGUCAAAGAGGCGGCAGAGGCCCCAGAGAAAGAGGCCAAGGACCAGCAUCACAAAGUCUGGGAGGAACAAAAAGCAGCUCUCCAGCUGGAAAAGGACAAAGCCAGAAUGGCCUUGGCGUUCCUGGAACUGGAUGACAACGUGGACGGAUUGGUUUCGGUGGAGGAGCUGCAGACCCAUCUCGAGCUGGACCCCGACUCCGAUGGGACCCUCACAGAACCAGAGGCGCAGACCAUGCUGGGAGAAGCUCCUCAGGUAGACCAGACUGCUUUCCAGGACAUCGUCUGGGCCAGCAUCAAAGACAAAUACCAAUCUGAGACUGAACCAGAGACCCCUCCCCAGCCCGAGACCCCCCAGGACCCCCCCCGCGAACGCCUGCCUGAAGAGGAAGGGGAGGAGGAGGAGGAUGAUGAAGAGGAAGACGUGGAAGAUGAAGACAUUGAUGCAGAGGAAGAUGACAAGAGUCCACCUGUUGCGAGUCAGACGGAGAAGCCAGAGAAAGAAGAGGAGAUGCCUCCGUACGACGCAGAGACGCAGGCACUUAUUGAUGCUGCUCAGAAAUCUCGUGACACUUUCGAUGAAGCUGAAAAAGGUCUGAGGGACCUGGAAGAGCAGAUAAGGAGUCUGGAGAAAGAGAUUUCAUUUGAUUUUGGACCCAGCGCGGAGUUUUCCUACCUCUACAGCCAGUGUUACGAGCUGACCACUGGAGAGUACGUCUACAGACUCUGUCCUUUCAGUCGGGUGACACAGAAACAGAAGUUCGGUGGAUCAGAAACUAAUCUUGGGACCUGGGGCUCCUGGGCUGGUCCGGAAGAUGACAAAUACUCCGUCAUGAAAUACGAGCAAGGGACAGGGUGCUGGCAAGGGCCCAACCGAUCCACCACGGUGAAGCUGUCUUGCGGAACAGAGACUGCUGUUGUCUCCACCUCGGAGCCCAGCCGCUGUGAGUACCAGGUAGAGUUCACCACGCCUGCAGUCUGCCAGGAGCCCAAAGACCAGGACCCAGGGUCCCACGAUGAGCUGUAGCAUCCCGGGGAUCGCAUACAGGGACCAAACAAACACUGAAGAAGAACUGAAGGAGAUUCCCCCCCCUUUUUUUCAAUAUAUUGCAUUGCCCCAGACAGCAGCAAAAGCAAUGAGUAGUUUCACUCGCACGUUGUGAAACAGAUCAGGACCAACGGCAGCCCUUCUUUUGUUAGGAGUUUUAUUUGACCUAUAAAUAAAUAAAUAAAUAAAAUAAACGAUGAACCACAAAAUUCAGAUUGUGACCAUUUCAGUCUCUUUGGGGGGGGGGGGAGCUGAAUAACAGACUUUAGUGUUUGGUUUUUUUUCUUAGAUCGUUUUGAGAACGGUCUCUUAUUGUAAAGCUGUGUUUUGAAAGCAGUCGUACCUGUUGAAAUGGUUCCUCAACCUUUGGUGGUUCACGCAGCAGAAAGACUCGCUUUUGUGUUUAAAACGUGCUCCCAGGUGAAGCUCAGUCGCUUCAGGUUGCAUUUCUGUUUUGCCGUUCCUUUUCGGGGUCCCCCUUCGCGCCGAUCCCCUCCGUUCGUACGUGUGUUUUGCAGAGAGCUGGUGGGGCUGGCUGUUGGAAGUUUACGCUGUCAUGUGUUUUGAGUGGAGUGAAGAAUGCUGUUAGUCCCGGCGUUUAGGGGUCUCCAGGCGAGCUCCAUGUCAGGUUUAGAAAUUAGGAUAACUCCGUAUGGAAUCAACAGAACACAGAACCGCUCCGAAUGAUGGCAAACACCAUAACAUAGUAAGGGGAAGGCAAAAAAAAAAAAAAAUUAAAAAAAGCAAUUUAAAAUCGCAUCUAAAGCUGUCUCCAAAACAAAAAAACACGCUAUGGUCUGUCAAAUCAAUUCAUCUGGAAUUAGUUUUUUUUUUCUUUUGGUUUGUUUUAACCUACCUGGGAUACUUCUGAUGUAAGUUUGUAGAGGAAGUAUUUUGUCUGUGUUCUUUUUUAUUUUCUGUCUGUCUGGCGACUAAACGUCUGUAAUUUGACGUCACAAUUAAAGCUACUGUAACCCGGGUCGGCUUGUAGUGUGACUUGGAAACUGUGCCUCGUUAGUGUGUGUUUUUGAACAGUUUCUGUUUUUAAAGCCGUUUCCUCCGUAGAGCUCUCAAAAUCAUACCUCCGGGUACAACCGGUACACCAGAGUGUAACCAUUGACCUGUCCCCCCCAGCAGCAGUCUCAUUACCACCUGCAUCUGUAAAACUCAAUCUCGCAUCUAAUAUCACUCUGGGGCUGUAGUCUCCGUCUGCAACUGGACAUUGCACACAAGUCAAAGAUUAUCUGUAUAUAUCACGUAUUUGCAUGGCUGUUUUAAAAAAAAAUGUACCAAACUUCAAUACAGUAACAGUAUAUUCAUUGAAAACAAAAUGAUAAUAGCAACUUAAUAAAUUCAACAACGAACGACUGAAAGUAUAUUUUUUUUCAAUGUGUGGGAGUUUCUUUUAAUUUUUUCUAAUUGAGUGUUUUACAGCAAUGGAUAAACCAAUAUAUUCUAGAAAAUAAAAAUGCACACACAUUUACAGUGUGUUGUACCCUAGCACCAGUCAAGCUUAAAGGGGAGGUCGUUCUGUUUUGCUUUCUGAGAAAACAGCUUUCCGUGCUCUCUUGAAAUCCCGUCUUUCCCCAAUAGAGGCCGCUACAAACUCCGCUGCCUGCAGUGUGGCGCCGCUACAAAGAGCCAGAUGCCUGUGGGGACUGUGUCCUAACGGGGUCGCGUUCCACCUGGAUGCUCCACUCCCACACACACAGUCAGCUGUUCUGUAUAAGCUUAAACAAGACAGCUUCUUUUUUUAAUUGCAGUUAAUCUAAUAGUGUCAGCCGAACUGGGUAGCUUGAACCAGGCCUGUCCACCAAUACUAACUACAUUUCAACUGUGUAUUGAGUCAAAAUCCUGUAAUUGCAUGUAGUACUGGGGAUUUUACAUAUUGUGUGUGUGUGUGUGUAGGAGGCUGUGUGGUCCAGUGGUUAAAGAAAAGGGCUUGUAACCAGGAGGUCCCCGGUUCAAAUCCCACCUCAGCCACUGACUCACUGUGUGACCCUGAGCAAGUCACUUCACCUCCUUGUGCUCCGUCUUUCGGGUGAGACGUAGUUGUAAGUGACUCUGCAGCUGAUGCAUAGUUCACACACCCUAGUCUCUGUAAGUCGCCUUGGAUAAAGGCGUCUGCUAAAUAAACUAAUAAUAAUAAUAAUAAAUAAAAUAUUGGGGCUGUCAAGCGAUUUAAAAGAAUGAAUCACGAUUUAUUCUUGAUUAGAAACAAUCUGUUCAUCUUGGUUUUAAUCGCAUAUUUAAUUGAUACAAUUACUGCAUCCAUCUCAUUUAAGUUUGUUUUCUUCAUUAUUAUUAUUAUUAUUAUUAUUAUCAUUAUUAUUAUUAUUAUC